AUGUUUAUUCUAGAGAAGAACGCUUUAUUUUGCAUUACAUUUUCCGCUGUUUCACUGAUCACCUAUUCUUCCUUAGGAGGUGGAGGCGAAAGUGGACCACGAGAUCCUCCUAAUGGUUUUGGUGGUAAGCUGGCUUCAUUUGAUGGUAGUGGUGGAGGCGAAAGUGGACCACGAGGUCCUCCUAAUGGUUUUGGUGGUGAGCUGGCUUCAUUUGAUGGUAGCGUUAGGGGAGAUUCCGUUGGCUUUUCUGUCUUGUUCUUGCCAAACCAAUGCAAUGGAUUCCACUGA
Messenger RNA from Strongylus vulgaris, 288 nucleotides. The record is from the annotation of a GenBank genome assembly. NCBI's taxonomy places the organism in Eukaryota, Metazoa, Nematoda, Chromadorea, Rhabditida, Strongylidae.